Striga hermonthica is the source of this 757-nucleotide messenger RNA. The record is from the annotation of a GenBank genome assembly. NCBI's taxonomy places the organism in Eukaryota, Viridiplantae, Streptophyta, Magnoliopsida, Lamiales, Orobanchaceae.
GAUCCACCUCGAUACCUGCCUGAGUAAUCACAUGACCCAGAAAGGAUACUCGCUGGAGCCAGAACUCGCAUUUGGAGAAUUUUGCAAACAAAUUUUCUCGUCUGAGGGUUUCUAUAACCACUCUCAGAUGCUUCUCGUGCUCCUUCUGGCUCUUCGAGUAGAUAAGAAUAUCGUCAAUAAAGACAAUAACGAACUGAUCGAGGUAGGGAUGGAAGAUACGGUUCAUGAGGUCCAUGAAAACAGCUGGCGAAUUGCUGAGACCGAAAGGCAUGACGACGAACUCGUAAUGGCCGUAACGAGUCCUGAAAGCGAAUCACACAUGAAGACAGUCAAGCAUAUCAUCAAAUAUGUUGCAGGUACAUCUGACUACGGGUUAUUUUACUCUGUUGUUACGAACCUACAUCUUGCAGGCUAUUGUGACGCUGACUGGGCUGGAAAUCUUAAUGAUAAGAAAAGUACUUCUGGUGGUUGCUUCUAUAUAGGUCCAAAUUUGGUGUCUUGGUUCUGUAAGAAGCAGAACUUCAUUUCUCUCUCUACUGCUGAAACCGGAUACAUCGCGGCGGGGAGUUGUUGCUCUCAGUUGAUCUGGAUGAAACAAAUUCUCUCUGAGUAUGGUAUAAAGGUACAGUCGGCCCAACUUUUUAGUGGCAACACUAGUGCAAUAAAUAUUUCAAAAAAUCCUAUCCAACAUUCUCGUACCAAACAUAUUUAUAUUCACUAUCAUUUUAUUCGAAAUUUGGUAGAAGAUGGUAUUAUU